AUGGAGCCUUCCAGCAAAUAUGUUGCGCUGGUCUUCGGGGCUAGUGGGAUCUCCGGAUGGGCCGUCACAAACAAUCUGUUCAUUUAUCCCACAGCAUCCACAUUUUGCCGCAUUAUUGGUCUAACAAACCGACCGAUGGACCUGUCAGGAAGCCAGCUUCCCAAGAAUGAUCCUCGUUUGGAGAUUUACUCUGGCAUCAACUUACGUGAGGACAUCGAGACUAUCAAGGAGCAAAUGAAAAUCAAGAUCCCCGACAUGCAGGACAUCACGCAUGUGUACUACUGUGCAUAUUCAGUCGACGUCAUGGAGAUUCGUAAUAUCAACGUCACCAUGACUCGAAACGCUGUCAAGGCGGUUGAUGAGAUCUGCUCAAGUCUGAAAUUUCUGAGUUUGCAGACUGGCACCAACAGCUACGGAGUGGCUGUCUUCCAACAUCAGGACAAGAUUGAGAUACAUCCUCCAUUGAAAGAGUCUCAGCCGCGAAUUCCGUCUCCAUACGGAGAUGAAAUCUUCUACUACGGGCAAGUAGAUGCUAUCGAGGAGCUACAGAAGGGCAAAUCCUGGAGAUGGUGUGAAGUUCGCCCCGAUGCAAUUGUCGGCUUCGUUCCUGGUACGACUUCAAUCAUGACGUUUCUUGAGCCGACCGCUCUUUUCCUUGCGCUCUGGCGUUAUGUCCAUGGGCCCGGAGCCGAAAUCAAGUUCAUUGGUACAGCUACGAACUACACCCACACCAACACAGACUCAUCGCAGGAUAUUAUUGCAAAGUCUCAUAUUUAUUUAUCGACCGUGAAGCCAGAAGAAUCGAACGGGGAAGCUUUCAAUACUGCUGAUAAUGCAACUCCAGUUUCCUGGGUGGAGCGAUGGCCUGUCAUGGUCGAUUAUUUCGGGCUGCAGGGAACGCCUCCAGUUGAUGGAGCCCAGACAACGUUUCCGGUUGAAAAGUGGUGGGAAGAACACCAAGGUGACUACAAGAGGAUGUGUGCCGAGUAUGGCUUGAAGCACCGUGAUAUACCAGCUGCGUCUUGGAUAUUCACGAUGGGGGUCGGCUUUUCUCUCUUACAGAGAAAUCGGGCAAUGUGUCUGGAUAAGAUCCGGUCUGUUGGGUUUAAGGAAGAGUUGGGCAUGACCGAAGGCUAUCUCAUCGCCUUUGAUCGCAUGGUUGCUGCUAACAUUCUUCCCCCGCGGAAAUUGAUAUAG
Colletotrichum abscissum is the source of this 1197-nucleotide messenger RNA. RefSeq lists its product as uncharacterized. Lineage: Eukaryota; Fungi; Ascomycota; Sordariomycetes; Glomerellales; Glomerellaceae. The transcript is spliced from 4 exons. The record is from RefSeq and is a predicted model, not a curated record. The coding region runs from base 1 to 1197 and encodes 398 amino acids.